AUGAUUCCUGCCGCCUCGAACGCGUUGGGUAACGGCCGCCAUCGCCGUCAAAUUUCUACCCCGGCUCCAUACGAGGUCCCCACAUCGGCAAUCAUGCACCAACGUCGGUCACAUCGUCGCGGCCAAACUGUGGACUACGGCUCCUUUGGUUCACAGGCCGCCAUUGAUCGACAAUAUAUGCCUAAGACGGUUUCGCAGCUGCGAGACUACUUUAACGAAAAAUCAGGUUACCCAUUCCAACAGCGGGAUGCUCAGCAGUAUCAACUAUAUGCCCAGCAGCCCGAGCAGUCUUACUUCCCACCGGCGCAACAGCUCUAUCAAUAUCAAACUCAGGCCUCGCUCGGUGCUGAUUGCCAGGCUUUCACACAAGAUCAAUUGCAGGCGAUCCACACUAACAGCCCUGUGCCGUCGUCCGUUGGUGCCCCAGCUUUGUCAAGGUCAGCUAGCGACAGCUCCGAAAACACACCAUUGAAGCUAGCUUUGCACCGGAUGCAGCAAGAACAAUACUCGAGUCAACAGCACCAACAAUUUUCUGAUAAUGCCGAUUGGGAGUUGUUUCCUCAACGCGAUAUCCCAAUAGUUAAAAGCGAUCCGGUGACGGCCUAUGCUGGCCCAAUGCAUCCAGUAUCUGUUCAGCCCAAGGCUCCUUCUGCUAGAAUCUUGUCGCAAAUUUCUACUGCUUAUAAUUCCCCUUUAACCCCCGAUUCUACCCCUUUGAAACGAUCCAUUGAUUAUUCCAUGUACAGCAAUGAUCCAACACCUUGCAAGUCCCAAAGUGUUUCAUUUCCCCAUACACCAGUCUCUGCUGAGAUGCAAAGAGCUCAGUCUCUGCAAGGAAUGCCUUGUGUCAGUCCUUCGCAGAUGAAGCAACAAAUGCCCUCUCCCGCCAAUUCCCCAAGUCUGUCGUCAUUCACUGAGCUUGUCGAUAUGCCAUCGCCAAACUCCUAUGGAGUCACGCCUCAGAAGGCCAUUGUGUCAGCCCCAGCCUCCGCCGAUAGAGUCAAGAAGCGAUCGCUAUCCACCGUGUCUUCGCCAAGCAUGCCAUCUGCCCGCGAUGGGGACCUUGAUGCCAGAGUCAAGGCAUCGGUCCAGGAGACCGGUGUCUCAACCGACGAGAUCGCUAAAUUCAUUUCCGGUCCGGAUCCCAAAGAUGGCAAAUGGGUAUGUCUUUUCACUGACUGCCUCUGUCGAUUUGGUCGCAAAGAAAACAUCAAGUCCCACGUGCAGACACAUUUGGGAGACCGUCAAUUCAAGUGCGACAUUUGUGAAAAGCACUUUGUUCGUGGCCAUGAUCUCAAGCGUCACCUGAAGACACACAGUGGAAACAAGCCGUUUGCUUGCGCCUGUGGUGCUAGCUUCGCCAGACAGGACGCCCUCACUCGCCACCGUCAGCGUGACAUGUGCGUCGGCGGCUUUACUGGUGUCGUUCCGAAAACCACCAAGCGAGGUCGGCCCCCAAAGAAAAACAAGAACCGUCCUGAUAUCGACACUCGCCAAGCCAAAUCAACUCGUACUCGUCAACGCGUUGCUGAAAAAGUGACAUCGAUCGUCUCUGCUCCCACACUUCCAACCCUGCAAGAUGCUCCCGUGUUCAACUCCCCCAAUUAUGCUCCUUCCACCGCCCUCUCGUCAUUCACUCCGCCUGCUUCCCCUGGAGAGACAUAUUACAACAUCUCCUCGCCGUCCCAUGCGUAUCAUUCAUUCGAUUCCAAGGUCGAGGAUGAUAUGCUGCCAUUGUCACCACCCCAACUCGCUCAUGCUAGAUAUGAGCAGGCAAUGGCUCAGUAUGGGUCCAACUUCGGAUCCCACACGUACUCGCAGGAAUCUCUCUACAGUGACUCUGCUCUUUCGCCUCGGGAGAUGUCCUCCCCACACACGGCACCCACCCUAGCAGAGUCAUCAGUUGGCUCGGAGAUUGAUAUAUUCAUGACGCAAGACCCUUCUGAUGACUUACGGGAGGAGUUCGGCCAUCUUGCCCAGUCUGGUCUUUCUGGAUUCACGAAUUACUCAUUCGUUGAUACCACAGACUUCGCCUCUGGCUCGUCUUUUUACCCCACAAAGUCUUUCUCCGGUCUUUCCAGUCUCGACGAUGACCUAGCAGACCCAAUCGACUGCUUGUCUAGCGAAUUCCUUGUCGACCCUUGA
Messenger RNA from Penicillium soppii, 2145 nucleotides. It is a transcript of the gene ace2, whose product is annotated as putative C2H2 transcription factor (Swi5). Gene Ontology annotation, biological process: regulation of transcription by RNA polymerase II. The transcript has 2 exons. Gene Ontology annotation, molecular function: RNA polymerase II cis-regulatory region sequence-specific DNA binding; DNA-binding transcription factor activity, RNA polymerase II-specific. The record is from RefSeq and is a predicted model, not a curated record. Gene Ontology annotation, cellular component: nucleus. The coding region runs from base 1 to 2145 and encodes 714 amino acids. NCBI's taxonomy places the organism in Eukaryota, Fungi, Ascomycota, Eurotiomycetes, Eurotiales, Aspergillaceae.